This is a messenger RNA of Penicillium olsonii, 1128 nucleotides long. The record is from the annotation of a GenBank genome assembly. Lineage: Eukaryota; Fungi; Ascomycota; Eurotiomycetes; Eurotiales; Aspergillaceae.
AUGGCCCAGGUCAAGCAGGAUCCGGAUCGCCCGUACGUGAAACAAGAGUACAUCAAGCAGGACCCCGAUAGUAAAGACACUGUCCUUGCCGAUAUCGACGAGGAAGAUCUCUACGAAGAUGCUGGUGACCUUGACUUUACAUCUGCCGGACAGAGUGUCUGGCUCUCUCGUCUGCCUCGGCAACUGUGGGAGCACUGGGCACACUUGAAUGAUGACGACGAAAUUGAGAUUGGUACAAUGCGAGUGGAAGGUGCACUCGAUGAUAUCAAACGAGUCAGUCUGCGCCUACACGAUCGCCCCGAUAACAGGGACAUUCCAAAAGAUUACGUUCUUCAGAAACAAACAGCCGAUCCCUCGGGAGCUGGAUCGCACCACACCCACAAUACCUAUCUUUUCACGGAAAAAGACAUUCCAGGCGUAGAGAAUCGCAUGGCCUCGUUUGGCGAAACACGAUCGGUCCUCUACGAAUCACAGAAGCGCGAAGCCAAGCGAAGAGAACAAGGCAAGAGAUGGGAGCCGUACGUGCGAAAGACUAUACCUAAACACACUGCGCUCGCAGGCGCCGUUGGUGAAGAAUUCAACUGUCUCCCUGUAGAGAAUGAGGAGUUCCGUCGCAUAUCCGAGAUGCGAGCCCUGGAAGCCCUGAAGCCCCGGAAAGAGACUGUCUUCAUUGAUAAGAUCCCAGGAAAGAUCAUCCAAGCGCGCCAUGCCCUUCCCAGCGAGAAGGGUCAGUUUGUGCAAGCAACCAAAGCCGGUGGCAGAGGAAAACCUCAAGAGAACAAGUCCACUCGUAUGCCCCAGAACGAGCUCUUGGAUCUUAUUUUCCAGUGCUUCCGCGAGUUCAGAUACUGGCCAUUUAAGACACUCAAGGCUAGGUUGGCACAGCCCGAAGCCUAUCUCAAGCAGACACUUGAAAUGGUCGCGCAUUUGGUCAAAUCUGGUGACUUUGCUAUGACCUGGGAGCUAAAACCUGAGGCAACUCACGCCCAGUACUCAAAUGCGAUGGACAAUGCCAAGGCAGAACUACCUCCAGGAGCGGACGAUCCAUAUGAUGAGGGGUCUGAGGAUGAUCCCAUGGCAUCUGGAAUGGCCACUGAUCAAGAUGAGGUUCACUUCGAGAACGUUUAA